UACAAUCACGGCUAUUAUUUAAUCAGGGGAUAUUUAACAAACACACUUCAGUCUUCAAUGUCGGUCACUUGAUCUAUUCUCGCAUUAAUACCAACCUGAUUUCCUGAUCCCAGUUUGGAUUCUUAGCUCGAUAGCUCAUCGUAGUUAAGCGGCAAUUCAAUCCCAAAGCCUUGGAUUUCACUGUGGAGCUCAGAGCAAAGCGAGCGUUGGCGAAGAAAAUGAAGCUGAAUUGGAAGCAGUGGCUUCGAAGCAAGCAAAAUCAUAUGCUGGUGAAGCUGGUGGUUGCCAUUCUGCUGAUGGGUCUUGCUUUUCGUCUCGUUUUCUUUCGGUCCACACGGCUUUCUCCAGUCUUAGAACAAACCCCUUUUGCCGAGAAGACUGUGGUUCCAGAAGAAACCCCUUUUGCCGAGAAGAAUGUGCUUCCAGAAGAAACCCCUUCUUCCGAGAAAACUGUGCUUCCAGAAGAAAACCCCAUUGCCGAGAAGACUCUGCUUCCAAAGUCACCUGUUGUUCCAACACCUGUUUCUGUGCCAGUUCAAGAAAGUGGAGAUCAGGUACCUCCCAGAGGAAAAUGUGAUCUUUUUACUGGGGAUUGGAUACCAAACCCAUCAGGUCCUAUUUACACUAAUCAGAGCUGCUCGUUCAUUGAAAGUCAUCAGAAUUGUAUGAAUAAUGGGCGGCCAGAUACAGGGUACCUAUACUGGAGGUGGAAUCCAAGAGAUUGUGACUUACCGCCUUUUGAUCCACAGAGAUUUCUUGAGAUUAUGAGGAACAAAAGAUGGGCACUAAUUGGUGAUUCAAUAUCACGCAACCAUGUGCAGUCAUUGCUUUGCAUGCUAUCGACGGUGGAACAAGCUGUUCAAGUUUACCAUGAUGAAGACUAUAGGUCCAAAGGAUGGCACUUUCCCUCGUACAACUUCACUAUCUCAGUUCUCUGGUCCCCUUUCCUUGUAAAAGCUGAUAUUUUUGAGGACUUCAAUGGUGUUUCAACAUCUGAAGUUGAGCUGCAUCUUGAUGAACUUGACAAGAAAUGGACAGAUCUAUAUCAGAACUUGGACUACAUGAUAUUUUCAACUGGGAAAUGGUUUCUCAAAUCUUCAGUCUAUCAUGAGAACAACACUGUUGUGGGCUGCCAUUACUGUCCUAAAAGGAAUUUGACACAGUUGGGGUUUGUUUUUGCUUAUCCCAAAGCACUCCGAUCUGUACUAAACUUCAUAGCAACGUCGAAUCACAAGGGCAUGAUAUUUUUCAGGACAUCCACACCAGAUCACUUCGAGAAUGGGGAGUGGUCUAGUGGAGGUAUUUGCCCCAAAACAGCACCAGUCAAAGAAGGUGAGAUUGAAUUGAAGGACUUGAACAAGCUUCUGCGUAACAUAGAACUAGAGGAGUUUGAGAAGGCGGCACCGGAAGCUUCCAGAAAUGGGGUUAAACUUAAACUUUUUGACCCGACAUUGCUUUCAUUGUUGCGGCCUGAUGGGCAUCCAGGUUCAUAUAGAGAGUUCCAUCCCUUUGCACAGGACAAAAAUGCAAAAGUUCAGACUGACUGUUUGCAUUGGUGCCUACCUGGGCCAAUAGACUCUUGGAAUGAUUUGAUAAUGGAGAUGGUGGUAAAUGGCUAGGAAUUCAACCAAAUUAAGUUUUGAUGGAUGAAACCUAUGUUCUCCAUUUCAGGAUAUGAGAAAAUAUUCAAUGCAAGAAAAUUAUUCAUGCUGGAGAUGUAGGCAAAUGGUAGAUUCCCACCACUUCUAUUGCAGUAUUCUAUGCUUCCCUUUUCAGGUAUACCUGUGCUGAGUUUCCCUCGGUUAUUUGUUUUGUGUCCACUGGCCUGUCUGGGAAUUUAUCUUCUAUGCAAAAAGUGUAUGGCAUUGCAGAAAGGAAGACAGGGUUAAUUGUAUAAUCUCUGUUUCUAACUAUAAUUUAUUUUAUAAUCACAAAUUCAAAAGUAAACUCUGAUUGCAUCUAAAGUUGAGAGCUCCAUAUCAAUACGAGGAACAGAAAAAGAAUGCAUAUUUCUACUAUAAUGGGUGGCUGCUAAUUCCAUUCAGAAGGAUCAUAGUUAGCCAUUG
Corylus avellana is the source of this 2066-nucleotide messenger RNA. RefSeq names its product TRICHOME BIREFRINGENCE-LIKE 23 (gene TBL23). Lineage: Eukaryota; Viridiplantae; Streptophyta; Magnoliopsida; Fagales; Betulaceae. The record is from RefSeq and is a predicted model, not a curated record. Gene Ontology annotation, cellular component: Golgi apparatus. Gene Ontology annotation, molecular function: O-acetyltransferase activity.